CUUUCCAGUACGCGGCUCGUGUGCACGACGUAAACACGGCUCUCAUGGCAAUUAGAAUGGAAUGAUAUACGCGGAGAAGCCAUAAUAAUCAGUCUGCUUCUCUCCGAUCAUCAUGUACGGUUUUGUGAAUUACGCCCUCGAGCUGCUGGUUGUGAAGACCUUUGACAGCGAGACAUGGGAGGCGAUAAAGAAAGAUGCCGCGGUCAAUAUGGAAGGACAGUUUUUGGUUCGCCAAAUAUACGACGAUGAAAUUACAUACAAUAUUAUAUCGGCAGCUGUCAAUCGGCUCAAUAUCCCGGCGAACGAGAUACUCGAGCUAUUCGGCCGGAUGUUCUUCGAGUUCUGUCAGGAUUCCGGCUACGACAAGAUCCUCCAGGUGCUCGGGGCGACGCCCAGAGAUUUUUUGCAGAAUCUGGACGCCCUUCACGAUCAUUUAGGCACUCUGUAUCCAGGAAUGAGGGCGCCCUCCUUCCGGUGCACCGAACGUCCUGAGGAUGGAGCGCUUAUAUUACAUUAUUACUCCGAUCGACCUGGUUUGGAGCACAUUGUGAUUGGCAUCGUCAAGACCGUGGCGAAAAAGCUUCAUGGCACGGACGUAGAGAUGCGGAUACUCAAAACGAAAAACGAAUGCGAUCACGUGCAGUUCUUGAUUACCAACACAUCCGGUCCUGGGGUCGUUUCGGAUCCUAUGAUUGCGGAAUUGGAGACUUUAUCUAUUGAGCCAAAAGUGAGUCCCAUGACGUUCUGCCAAGUAUUCCCGUUCCAUCUGAUGUUUAACCGAGAUCUCACGAUAGUUCAAACCGGUUGCACUAUAACCCGAGUUAUACCUCAAGUGUGUUCUGGUAAUUGCAAGUUGAACGACAUCCUACUAACUGUCAGACCGCAUUUAGAGUUGACGUUUGAGAACAUAUUGUCGCAUAUAAACACUGUAUACGUGUUACGAACGAAGAAGGGUGUGAUGCAGGUGGAAGCAUCGGAGGAGUACUCGUACCUACGCUUGAAAGGGCAAAUGUUAUACAUCCCCGAGUCGGACCUAGUCACCUUCCUCUGUUAUCCCAGCGUCAUGAACUUGGACGAUUUAACCAGGCGAGGAUUGUACCUGAGCGACAUUCCUCUUCACGACGCCACCAGAGAUCUCGUGCUGAUGUCGGAGCAAUUCGAGGCUGAUUACAAAUUAACGAGGAACUUGGAAUUGCUUACCGAUAAAUUGCAACAGACGUAUCGCGAGCUCGACGGCGAGAAGCAGAAAACCGACAGGUUGUUGUACUCGGUGCUGCCUAUAUCCGUGGCAAACGAACUCAGGCACUCGAGGCCAGUUCCAGCGAAAAAAUAUGACUGCGUGACCCUUUUGUUCUCUGGCAUCGUCGGUUUCGGGGCCUACUGCGCCGCUCACACGGACUCUAGUGGCGCGAUGAAAAUCGUCAAUAUGCUCAAUCAGCUGUACACCGCCUUCGACGUGCUCACCGAUCCAAAGAAGAAUCCGAACGUGUACAAGGUCGAAACUGUUGGUGACAAAUACAUGGCCGUGAGCGGAUUACCGGAACCAUGUCGUUGCCAUGCACGCUGCAUCGCGCGGCUCGCGUUGGAUAUGAUGGAUCUCGCUGCAGACGAAGUGCAGAUCGAUGGUGAACCCGUCAAAAUUACCAUCGGGAUUCAUAGCGGAGAGGUCGUGACCGGGGUGAUUGGACAUCGUAUGCCACGUUAUUGCCUGUUUGGAAAUACGGUGAAUCUUACCAGUCGAACAGAGACCACCGGAGAGCCAGGGAAAAUAAAUGUCUCUGAAGAUGCGUACAGGUAUCUUUGUAUGCCCGAGAAUCAGGACCCACAAUUUUUGCUAGAGUAUAGAGGCCCCGUGAUUAUGAAAGGAAAAUCCGAGCCGAUGAACGUUUGGUUCUUGUCCAGGGAGAGAGAGUUGUCUGCCUAAACUCGCAACUUUCAAUCAUGUAGCAAUACUUUCGCCAAGUCUUUGUUCAUUUAUCGUAUUGUGUAAGAAGAUAAUCAGAUGUUCCACACAAGAAUGCUGAUCGAGUGUCUAACAAAAUGUACACUAUUUUAGUUCUAGGAAAAUUUCUACUCGACUCAAUUCUUAAUUAUUCAAUACUUAAUUUCCAUUAAAAUCGUAUUAAGAUAGGUAACAAAAUUUGCGGAUAUGUGAAAAUUAUGAUGGAUGAAUCACCUAAGUAAAAGUAAUAGCUUCGUUUUAAUGAGAGUUGAGAGAGGAAGUUUCCAUAAAAUAUUUAACCGGAUCAAAUGAAAUUGAACACUUUUUGUUUCUGAAUAUUGAUUCGUUAGAUAACAGCACGACGUUUAUCAUGCUACAAUCACUUUCGUUACAAGCACUUCAGAGUGUAAUAAAAUUGGACACUGUCCAGAAAUCUUUCUAGGCUUGAAUCGUAUCUUAUUUCGAUAUUUUCUGUCAUUUAAAUGUUAGUUAAACAUACAUUACGUUAAUGUGCAACGUCCAUAAAAUCAAUAAUCGCGAUCAAUCUUCGAAGAAACGACCAAUGUUUAUCAAUUGUAACAGUAAGACGCAAUCAAAUAUAAAUGUCGCCGACAACCAAUAGUCAGGUCA
This is a messenger RNA of Ceratina calcarata, 2572 nucleotides long. It is a transcript of the gene Gycbeta100B, whose product is annotated as guanylate cyclase soluble subunit beta-1-like. Gene Ontology annotation, molecular function: heme binding; guanylate cyclase activity. The coding region runs from base 113 to 1924 and encodes 603 amino acids. The record is from RefSeq and is a predicted model, not a curated record. Gene Ontology annotation, biological process: cGMP biosynthetic process; response to oxygen levels. The transcript has 14 exons. Gene Ontology annotation, cellular component: guanylate cyclase complex, soluble. Lineage: Eukaryota; Metazoa; Arthropoda; Insecta; Hymenoptera; Apidae.